AUGGUGUUCCGAGGUGGGAAGGAGGUGCAACGUCAUGACUUUGGCAAGAGGGAUGGCACAGCGGCUAAAUUUGCUGCAUUACGCUGUCCAUUACGCGGGUGCGGACCAUACAUUGGAGACAGUGACGAAGGGAUACCGACUGGUGGCGAUCUACUCGCUGUGCUGACCGUGGAUUUCAAGCGGAAUCUGGAUCAGUCGAUGAGUGAGAAACUUGCGGGGUGCAUUGGCCGUCUCAAACCAGCGGAUGAAGCUGUCUCGUUGCUACUAUCGCACAAAUACACGAUGCAGAGUAUCACUGACUUGGGCACCCGCGCGAUGAAUAGCAUCGAUCGCGCGCGUGUCGACGCCUUGGAGGAAGCCAACGCAAUUCUUCCUGCUGAUAAAAGGCUGCACUUAUACAUCGCAGACUUCAAGCACGACCAUGACAUCAGCUACUACGAUACUGGAGGUGCAUGGGAGGAAAAUGAACGGAACGAGAAGAUCAAGUGGUAUUCUUCUACCGGACAGAGCUACGGGCAAGGCAUGGAAGAGAUCAAGAUGAAUUUUCUGAAUCCUGGACGGGACACGCUGGCUGAGCUUUGGGAAGGACAUGGCAACAGUACGUUUGAGGGGUAUCUUGGCAAUGAAGGAGCGACGAGAAACACGACGUAUUCUCGGUACGCGAUCGCCGCCUGGCCUGCAGUUCGAAGUGUGGAAAAUGCACUGAAGUACAUUGGCACGAAUGCUGCUCUGGGGGCUCUGAAAGCUCAGAAGUCGAUCGAUGCUGCAACACUCCGGUCACUUAUGACGACUGCUGCCAAUUCUGACUUAAUGGACGACGAUGAGUCGUAUGGAUCGUACUCGCUGGGUUACCGGCCGAAGGCUGAGUCUGUCUCGGUCAAAUUUUGCGAAACGCUGUGCGACCUGUUGGUAAAAGUUCGUGAUCCAGCACUGGUGAAUUUGUUCUUCACCAAUUUCCUUGGUCGUCUUGAAGAAAAGGAGGCUGCGCUCCAGUCUAUUGUCAAGAUUAUUCGCGCCUUUAAGUGGAAUGAUAUCGGUAACGGGCUGCUGGGCUCGUUGGAUGAAGACGUUCAAGAGAGAAGCUUUGGCUUUAUGGGUUACGCGCGUGAGGCUAGUGACUCGGGCAUGAAAGUCGCGUUGAACUUGGUUAAUAGCCUCGAUAACGGAGCUGCCCAGCAGGAUCUACUCAAAGCGCCUGUAGAGAAAGCUGUGCAGAUCCGAGAUGAGCGUUUGUGCAGGUCGAAUGUCAUUGGACUGCUGUGGAUGCUGGCUAUCCGCAAAGGUAGUAAGAGCAUCCUCGAGCCACUGGCAAAUAAAGUCAAGAAGAUGGAGCCAGCCGAACUACAACGAUCGAUUGAAAUGCUGUUGCAGCAUCUGGACGGCAUCGCCGCAUCAGAUGAAAGGUUUAUCGUGCUCGCUUCGAUCGUUGCCGUUCGUAUUAAGUGGUUGAAGAACUAUUUGGAGGCUAAUGAGAAGCCUUUCAGCUGGGAGAUGCCGAAAGCUCGGUUUCCAGAGAAUGCCCAAAUCCAGGCCUUCCUCCGCGGCCCGAAUGCAACGGCCACCACCAGAGGAAUCAUGACCUUUAACGGGCUCCCAGACGCUCGAAAGUACGCUACGAAGUGCAUGCGCGCCACCCAGACCCAUGCUUCGUUCACGAUGGAGCCCUGUGGAAGAGGCAAGGAGGCGUCCAUCCAGAAAACACGCAAUUGGUUCUCCCAGUACGAAAACAGUUUGCUGUCGUACAAGGAUGAGCUCAAGGAUCUAAUUGAUCGCUUUGGCGGACGUGAAGGUGGAGGUGGUGCUGAUGGUCCUGCUAUGAAACGAGCUCGCGUUGAGUAG
Molecule: messenger RNA, 1839 nt
Organism: Phytophthora sojae
Lineage: Eukaryota; Oomycota; Peronosporomycetes; Peronosporales; Peronosporaceae
Exons: 2
Coding region: 1-1839 (612 amino acids)
Source: RefSeq, a predicted model, not a curated record